ACCUACUCUCGGGUUGAGGCAAGAUAUUGGGACGUCCUCGUUCGUUUGUUCCCCCCCACGACCACAACACAAUAAUAUCUGUUAUUGAGUCGCUCCCUCAUUUUCCCCUUUUUCCUUUUCUCCUCUUCCUUGCCUUCCGACACCCCCUUCGAUCUGGGUUUGUGCUCGUCAAUUUCAUCUUUUUAGAGGUCGAAGAACAUCAUUUCCAUGGCUGCUCCACCUGCUAGGGCUAGAGCCGAUUACGAUUAUCUCAUUAAACUUCUCUUGAUCGGUGAUAGCGGUGUGGGUAAGAGUUGCCUUCUGCUGCGUUUUUCUGAUGGAUCUUUCACUACAAGUUUCAUAACAACUAUUGGCAUUGAUUUUAAGAUACGAACCAUAGAACUUGAUGGCAAACGGAUCAAACUUCAAAUAUGGGAUACAGCUGGUCAGGAACGCUUCCGGACAAUUACUACUGCUUAUUAUCGUGGAGCCAUGGGAAUUUUGCUGGUGUAUGAUGUUACUGAUGAGUCAUCUUUCAACAACAUAAGGAACUGGAUCCGUAAUAUUGAACAGCAUGCAUCAGACAAUGUCAACAAGAUAUUGGUUGGUAACAAGGCAGAUAUGGACGAGAGCAAAAGGGCUGUUCCCACCUCAAAGGGUCAAGCUCUGGCUGAUGAGUAUGGAAUCAAAUUCUUUGAAACAAGUGCUAAGACGAACUUAAAUGUGGAGGAGGUCUUCUUUUCGAUAGCAAGGGACAUCAAGCAGAGACUUGCAGAAUCCGACUCCAAGGCUGAGACUCCUGGUGGAGGACUCAAGAUCAGUGCAACAGACCCAAGUGCCCCAGCCCCAGCUGCUCCCAAAUCAGCUUGUUGUGGUUCUUAAGCUAAGUAGAAGAUUUUUGUCUCAGGAUUGCAAGGAUAUCCGCAGGAUAAUGAGUUUACCCGGAGACCUAUUUCUGAUGCAAUAUCACGGGUGCUUGUAGCUCUCCUAAUCAUUAAUUUCUGCUGCCAUUUCCGGUGUGAAUGGUAGUUUACUUGUAUGCGAAAUUUAUAUUGAUCUCUUUAUCACUUUACUUUUUUGUCCACCCUUUAGACCUCACUGAGAGAACUUCUGCUUAUUCAUGUAGAAAGUAAAAGCCACUCGUUUUUAAACUGUUCUGGAAACUAAUGAAGGGUAUUAGGAGCUUCUUUUCGUUUUAUGGAUUUGAUAAGGCGCUGCUUUGUAAAUUUUCUUCUAAGCUACUGGUCCUUUUUGAAUGCCAAUGUAUUUGGCUUUUUCAACAGAAAAUGUCUGUAAUUUGCAAGACAUUACAUGUAUUCUCAUUUAUCAUUGUUUUCA
Messenger RNA from Beta vulgaris subsp. vulgaris (sugar beet), 1317 nucleotides. Its product is annotated as ras-related protein RABE1c. The record is from RefSeq and is a predicted model, not a curated record. Lineage: Eukaryota; Viridiplantae; Streptophyta; Magnoliopsida; Caryophyllales; Amaranthaceae. Gene Ontology annotation, biological process: protein secretion; regulation of exocytosis. The coding region runs from base 208 to 861 and encodes 217 amino acids. Gene Ontology annotation, molecular function: GTPase activity; GTP binding. The transcript has 9 exons. Gene Ontology annotation, cellular component: plasma membrane.